CGCUUCCAUGCUGCUUCCGCCUGCUUCUGCCAUAGAUAUCUAUGCUCCUGUCUGCUCCUCUCCUACCUGCUGUUGAUAGUUUGAAACCUGGGGUGUAUCACAGGAAAGCUUUGAGAGAUGAACGGUGAAAACUUCAGCCUGAGUGAGAAGAUCGUGUCAACCUCCUACAUUCGACAGGGGAGCCAGGCGCGCCGUAGCCAUGAGCAGCUCAUCAGGAAGUUACUGGAGCAGGGUAAGUGUCCAGAGGAGGGAUGGAGUGAGAGCACCAUCGAGCUCUUCCUGAAUGAGCUGGCUGUGAUGGACAGCAACAACUUCCUCGGUAACUGUGGUGUAGGAGAGAGGGAAGGCCGGGUGGCCUCCAGCCUUGUGGCAAGACGACAUUACAGGUUGAUCCAUGGCAUAGGUCGGUCAGGUGACAUUGCCGCCAUCCAGCCCAAAGCUGCAGGAUCCAGUCUGCUAAACAAGCUGACCAAUUCGGUUGUGUUGGACAUCUUAAGGCUUUCAGGUGUCCGGAGUGUGGCGAGCUGCUUUGUAGUUCCCAUGGCAACAGGGAUGAGCUUGACUCUGUGCUUUCUGACCCUUCGUCAUCGAAGACCUAAGGCUCGCUACAUCAUUUGGCCUCGUAUCGACCAGAAAUCCUGUUUCAAAGCCAUGAUCACAGCAGGCUUUGAACCGGUGGUGGUGGAAAACGUUCUUGAAGGUGAUGAGUUGCGGACGGACUUGGAAGCAGUUGAGCAGAAGAUCAAAGAGCUCGGAGCCGAGAACAUCCUGUGUGUCCAUUCAACAACGUCCUGCUUUGCCCCACGAGUCCCUGACAGGCUUGAGGAGCUGGCUGCUAUGUGUGCCAAACAUAACAUUCCCCACAUCGUUAACAAUGCAUACGGAGUGCAGUCGUCCAAAUGCAUGCAUCUUAUACAACAGGGGGCUCGUGUUGGAAGAAUUGAUGCUUUUGUGCAGAGCUUGGACAAGAACUUUAUGGUUCCAGUAGGUGGCGCCAUAAUCGCAGGUUUUGAUGAAUCCUUCAUACAGGAGAUCAGCAAGAUGUACCCAGGUCGAGCAUCGGCUUCACCUUCCCUUGACGUCCUCAUCACCCUUCUCACUUUAGGAGCCAGUGGCUACAAGAAACUCCUGUCAGAAAGGAAGGAGAUUUAUUUGUUUCUGGCUCAGGAGCUGAAGAGUCUAGCCUCUGCACACGGGGAGAGAUUACUUCACACCCCACAUAACCCCAUUUCACUGGCCAUGUCUCUGGAUGGUCUCCAGGCUGCAAGCGACAAAGCGGUGACUCAGUUGGGCUCCAUGUUGUUCACCCGGCAAGUGUCAGGAGCCAGGGUAAUACCACUGGGCAAGGAGCAGACCAUAAGUGGACACACUUUUUGCGGCUUUAUGUCGCACUCUGAAUCGUACCCUUGUCCUUACCUUAAUGCUGCCUCAGCUGUGGGUAUCUCUCGGGAAGAUGUGACUCUGUGCAUGAAAAGGCUUGACAAGUGCCUGAAGACCCUGAAGAAAGAGGGAAAUGCAGCAAAAAGUACUUCCCCAGAACUUCCAUCAUGCCAGGAGGACACUACUGGAGAAUGACUGACUGCCAGUUAAAGUUUUCUUCUUUCAGCUCAAAGUAGACAAAGUGAGUUCCACUUAGUGUGAGCUCUAAAAGCUCUGCUGCCUGCACUUGCUUCUUACUCUGAUUGGAAAUGUGUGUUUGAAUGUCACUUGCUGAUGGAUUAUCAAUCACCAUUGUAAUGAGGUCAAAGACUUGAGCUCCGCAGCAACAGCUGGUGAUGCAACUGCAUGCAGGUGUUCAUUACAAACAGAAAUGACACAAUCCGCUGUCCCUGAUUAAUUCCCUUCUCUGUGACUGUGUGCUAAUUAGUAGAUAUUAUAAGGACACAAGUACAUGCAAAUUCUUCUCAGGAGCAUAAGGAUGUUCACCACUAUUCGAAAGUUAUUACUCAUUCCUCUGCAAAGAUUUGAAUUGUAUUCUGUAUGUGUUGAAAUGCUUUACUUUAUUAUGGAUUCAAAGUAGAUUGUGGAUCAACCAUUAUGAAUGGCCUGUGUCUCCUUUGUUACUUUUAUUAAUUGAACCCGUCUAAAGACUCCACAGUGCAGAUAUUAUGGGGUGAGAUAUUCAUUAAGAUAGCCAGUCUACAGUUUGAAAACAGUGCUGGAAUGUAAUUAAUUCUUUAUUUUUAUUUUUCCAGACAGACACAUGGUCAUGCAUACUUAAUGUGCAUUCUGUUUCGGGAAUACAGUUGGUUUUUCCACUCAUUGAUAUAUGAUAACAAUACAGCUUUAUCAUGUAGUAUGUUUUGCAAUGUCUUCUGCAGUGUGUUGUAAUGUGAUACAUAAGCCGUUGAGCCAUUAUCUCCAUUCGAAGCCAAUGGAUUGGAUUAGCUCAUUUACUUUGAGGCUGUAGAACAAAUAAUCAAUUAAGUACACCAAAUAUAGAUCACUUAAUUUGUUUAGUGAAGGAAAUGUGUUCUGAACCUCUACUUCAUGUAGCAUUAUUCAUUUAAGAGAUAUGUAGUUAACGGUAAUACUGUAUUUUAUUGUUACACAGCAUAGGAUGGAUCUGGAUUUCAGUCAGAGCUUCACCAGGGGAAUUGAUCUUUAAUCAGGUUUUCUUAAGUCCUUUGUCUUAUUCCCUCUGCUCUCCAUCUCAGUCAUUAGAAAGCAGAGCAGGUAGUGCCCUGAGGCACAAAAAUAGACUCCUACUAAAGCCUCACUGACUGAUGACUAAUCUAUAUUUCGAUACUGCUCUGUUUAAGUUCUUCCUGUGCCCUCCCCUUCAUGUGCUGCAGAUUAUCAAGGUUGAUUUCUGUUUGAAAGCUUGCCUUGGAGCAUAUGCAAUAGAUGCAGCUGCAUGUUUUGGUAGAUCACUCCUGCAGGGAGCAGAACUGUAAGUAGC
Messenger RNA from Centropristis striata (black sea bass), 2902 nucleotides. It is a transcript of the gene sepsecs, whose product is annotated as Sep (O-phosphoserine) tRNA:Sec (selenocysteine) tRNA synthase. NCBI's taxonomy places the organism in Eukaryota, Metazoa, Chordata, Actinopteri, Perciformes, Serranidae. Gene Ontology annotation, biological process: selenocysteine incorporation; conversion of seryl-tRNAsec to selenocys-tRNAsec. The transcript has 12 exons. The record is from RefSeq and is a predicted model, not a curated record. Bases 118 to 1575 code for a protein of 485 amino acids. Gene Ontology annotation, molecular function: tRNA binding; O-phosphoseryl-tRNA(Sec) selenium transferase activity.